Messenger RNA from Sebastes umbrosus (honeycomb rockfish), 4061 nucleotides. It is a transcript of the gene mat2aa, whose product is annotated as methionine adenosyltransferase II, alpha a. The record is from RefSeq and is a predicted model, not a curated record. Bases 233 to 1423 code for a protein of 396 amino acids. Gene Ontology annotation, molecular function: methionine adenosyltransferase activity; ATP binding. Gene Ontology annotation, cellular component: methionine adenosyltransferase complex; cytosol. The transcript is spliced from 9 exons. Lineage: Eukaryota; Metazoa; Chordata; Actinopteri; Perciformes; Sebastidae. Gene Ontology annotation, biological process: S-adenosylmethionine biosynthetic process.
UCAGCAGCAACAUUGGCUGCAGAGAAACGACUCGAGGGGUCUGAAGAAGUUGUUCAGUCUCAUAAAUACAGCUGUCCUAACCCCCCUACUGCACUUCUUCACCCUGUGAGACACAACUUGAAGCAGCGUGCUCGCUUUGUGUGUGUCACCAGGAGACACAGGUAAAACACACUCUAACCUGUGCUAUCUAACCAGGCUAGCUUGUGAGCUAACAGUGUGUUUAUUGGCUAAAAUGAACGGCCAUCAGAACGGUUUCCAUAACAACUCGCUCAUUGAUGAAGACUGCUUCCUCUUCACUUCUGAGUCAGUCGGAGAGGGACACCCCGAUAAGAUUUGUGACCAAAUCAGUGAUGCCGUGUUGGAUGCACACCUCAAACAAGACCCUGAUGCCAAAGUAGGAUGUGAGACUGUUGCUAAGACGGGGAUGAUCCUGCUGGCGGGGGAGAUCACCUCCAGGGCCAACGUUGACUACCAGAAGGUUGUCAGGGACACAAUCAAUCACAUAGGUUAUGAUGACUCCUCCAAAGGCUUUGACUAUAAGACCUGCAAUGUGCUGGUGGCUUUGGAGCAGCAGUCCCCCGACAUCGCUCAGGGUGUUCACCUGGAUCGAAAAGAAGAGGACGUGGGAGCCGGUGACCAGGGUCUGAUGUUUGGAUAUGCCACCGAUGAGACUGAGGAGUGUAUGCCCCUCACUAUUGUCCUGGCCCACAAGCUCAAUGCCAAGAUGGCUGAACUGCGCCGAAAUGGAACGCUGCCGUGGCUCCGACCCGAUUCCAAAACUCAGGUGACUGUUCAGUACAGACAGGAUCGAGGCGCCAUGGUGCCGCUGCGUGUCCACACUAUUGUGAUCUCUGUGCAGCACGAUGAGGUUGUAUGUUUGGAUGAGAUGCGCAAACUUCUGAAAGAGCAGGUGGUGAAAGCGGUGGUUCCCAGUGGCUACCUCGAUGAUGACACCGUGUACCACCUGCAGCCCAGUGGACGCUUUGUCAUUGGAGGACCGCAGGGUGAUGCUGGUCUGACUGGGCGUAAGAUCAUUGUCGAUACCUACGGCGGUUGGGGCGCCCAUGGAGGUGGAGCCUUUUCUGGGAAGGACUACACAAAGGUGGAUCGCUCGGCUGCAUAUGCUGCCCGCUGGGUGGCCAAAUCUCUGGUGAAAGCUGGGCUCUGCAGGCGUGUGUUGGUCCAGGUAUCCUAUGCUAUUGGAAUUGCCCAUCCGCUCUCCAUCUCCAUCUUCCACUAUGGGACCUCCCAGAAGAGCGAGCAGGAGCUGCUGGACAUUGUGAAGAAGAACUUUGACCUCCGUCCGGGAGUCAUCGUGAGGGAUCUUGACCUGAAGAAGCCGAUCUAUCAGCAAACAGCAGUUUAUGGUCACUUUGGACGCGACAUGUUUUCAUGGGAGGUGCCCAAGACGCUGAAAUACUGAACCCCCUCCACUAAUCUCCAAGCGGGCCUUAGGUGUACUACAGAUAAACCUGUGUCUGUCUACCUCCCUCCCCCCACCCCCUUCCUCCUCUUCACACACACACACACACACACGCACACACACACACACACACACAUACACACAGCCACAUCACCACAGCCUCUACUUCAUGAAAAAAAAAUGCCCUUUCUCCACCUGUUAGUAUUGUACACAUCUCUAUGAGAUAACAAAAGUAUUUCAGUCGCAGAUAUUAAGUUGAACAAGCAUGUGCGUACAGAUUUGAGCAGUGCUGCCAGCUUUUGUGACACUGCUAGUUAAGAGAGGAUUAAAUUCAAUCUCUGCAGUGUAUAUUUAAACCAUAUUUAUAGCAGAUUUCCAAAACGACCCUAUGGAUAUUUACCAGUACUGAUGGUGUUUUGUAAGACAUUUCUCUCUUUUAAAUUCAUAAUCUCACAGUUGUUUAAGUGAUCAGUGGUUGGUGGUUGGCAUGCCAUUUCCCAUUUCACCAAGCUUUGUUGGGUUAAUGGCAGUUUAGCAUCGCAAAAACACCCUCACCCUGUCUGUUUUUGAAAUUUUGAUGGCACAAAUGGGGGUCCAACACUUGUCAAUUUGAUAUAAAAUCUGCUCAUUUCCUUAUUUGUGCCAAGGCCUAUAGAAAGGAGGCUGGGUCACGCGUCAACGCGUCACAUCUUUGGGGGUUUAACACAUGCGCAGUAAAAUCUGGCCUGCAGUCGCCAAAAUUGAGCCAAUCGCAAUGCACGAACGUAGCUUCAGUUACACCGCGCACGUGUUAUACCCCAUACCCCAAGACCCAUGUUUGCCUGUGACCCAGCCUCCUUUCCAUAGGCCUUGAUUUGUGCUGUCCCUUCAGGCCAUUCUUUUCCUGACGUUUUACAGAGAAGUCAGAAGCUGCUAAUGACCUUGUGGUUAUGUUGGGCUGCGCCAUGAAAUCACUCCCUUUUUUCUGUAAUUUAUUUUGUUGGUUUAAAUCUCAUGUGAAUGUUCCAAAUAAUGUUAAAUGUGUAAAUUUUCUACUGACCAAGAUAAGGCGAGGUACAUUCCCCCCUCCUCCCCUCCUGAGAGUGACCCUGGGUGUAGCUACAGAGAAACCCAGCUCAGUUGCCUCAGGGCAGGGGCUGCCGUCAUCGUACUUUAAUGUAUAGAAUGCCGUUUGACUAUUGUGGGACCUAACAGUUUGACCAUCAAACUGAAUAAUGUGUGCCACAAGUUUUUUUUGUUUUUUUUUUAUCUUUAAAAUUGUUUUCCGCUCAGUCGCACAUGUCUAGGGUCAUGACACCUUCAGUCUCAACCUGCACACACUGUGAAAGGUGGAUUUGCAUGGAAGAACUUGAAGAGUAGAGCCAAAGACAAAGGGAUAAGAGGCAGCACACAGUCGGCUUAGUGAAUGUAAGACAUGGUAUUACUGCUCUCGUCCUCUCAGCAGAGUUAGUUUUGUGCACAUGAGGGCGUGGGAUCAGAGUAUGUUACCGUUAUAUUUGUGGAUUUUGAAUCUUCCACUGGACUUGCACAGCACAUUGGUUCGUAGAGUUACCACAAGUGGGAAAAGGCCUCUAUUUUCAAUGUACAGUAGUUACAAAAUGAAUGUUGAGGUUGCAGCUGAAGCUUUUUAUUUAACUUAUUUAUUUGUUUUUAAAAACAUUCUUUACACCAUACCCCACGGGUCAUGGAUGGCACAACACAAGUCUGAUUUUUUUUUUUUUCCUGAUUUGUACACUUGAAAUAACCCGGAUUUGUCACGUUUGCCCCCCUCCUUGUCCUUUCUUAAGACGGUUUUGUUGAGAGUUUAGUGUAGAAAUGCAGAUAAAGUGAGAAAAGAUGAGUCGGAGGGGUCCCGAGAAGUUGUGAAUACACAGUAUAUGCCUUUGAAUGCUUCUCCUAUCUUCACAAUACAGUUGCAGAGAUGAGGCUAAGCCAGCUGUAAGCUUGAGGGAGGUUGGUAUUCACCUUUUUAAAAUCCACAGUUGGUACUUGGUCUGAGCUGUGUGUGCAGUUAGUGUGUUUAAAAAUGUCCUCAUCGUGUAGCUAGGUGGCACUAUGUCCUCACAUAUAAUACAGAUUGUUUUCUACUCAUGGUAAUAAUGAUAUCUCGUCCUUAGUUUGGCUCCUGAAACACCACCUGGUGGUUCUUUGAGUGUACUGCAGAGAAACCUCAAAUAGGAGCCAAUAGAGUGGUGCUGAGAGCAUUUCUAGAUUCUAGAUGAAACAACUCAACCUCCCAAAGAUUUUUUUUAUUUUUUUUUUUACAAUAUGUUCGCAUCCUCUAGCUCAUCCACAGACGAGACAAAUGAUUGGUUGGUGUUGUACAGAGAAACCAGCCUGUUUACAUGGUCUCCUGUGGGGGGUGUUGAUGAGCAUUUUUUCUCUGUUAAAUCAUUUUUCAAAUGAUUACAAGUUAGUCUGUUAGUGUGGUUGCUGAAUGUGUAAAAGUGCCUUUUGCUCAUUUUCUGCAAUGCCCCUUUCCCUUUCCCCCAAAUAUCCUCCCCCCAGUUUCUACCCCGGGGUUGCAAAAUCCCGCUCUCCAACAAUUCACACUGAGGAGUCUGAUUUGUUGUUGAGUUUCUCUUUCAAUCCAUUUAAAAAAAUAAACUGCACUCUUCCUUGUGCUCAUUGGCUGUGA